Molecule: messenger RNA, 2039 nt
Organism: Schistocerca cancellata (South American locust)
Lineage: Eukaryota; Metazoa; Arthropoda; Insecta; Orthoptera; Acrididae
Exons: 8
Coding region: 1-1746 (581 amino acids)
Source: RefSeq, a predicted model, not a curated record
AUGGAGCUGCGCUCCGCCGCGGUGGCGCCCUACCUGCAGCGGGAGCCGGCGCCGCCCUGCCUGGCCGCCAGCCCCGCCGUGCUGUCCAACGCGACGCACCUCUGGACGCGGGACCGCCGACCAGACUGCUGCCUGCAGCUGCUGCUGCCGCGGCCGCGCUCCGACUCUGCCUACUCGGUGACGAACGGGUGCAUGCCGCUGCCGGCGUCCGGGCUGCGAGUGUUGGACAGCGAGGGCGGCGGUCCCGAGUUCGUGCGCGUCUCUUGCCCCGGCGAGCGCUGGCAGGACCUGCACGCCUUCGUGCCCCUCACCAGGCCCGCCUACAACUGCUCCGCUGCUGACGGCUCCUGCGGCGGGGAUACGGCGGCGAACGACUCUGUGAACGUGCUGAUGCUGGGCCUGGACGCCGUCUCGAGACUCAACUUCCACCGCCAGAUGCCUCUGACUGCCGACAUGCUGCGGGAACUCGACGCCAUCGAGAUGCUGGGCUAUAACAAGGUGGGCGACAACACGUUCCCCAACAUGCUGGCGGUGCUCAGCGGCCACACGGAGCGUGAGCUGCGAGACUCCUGCUGGGACGGCAAGGCGGCCUUCAACCCCUGCCCCUGGGUCUGGUACAACUACAGCGCAGCAGGACACCGGACGAUGUUCAUCGAGGACUCUCCGUACCUGGGCAUGUUCCACUUCGAGAAGCCGGGCUUCUCUGAGCCUCCCACGGACUACUACCCUCGACCCUACAUGCGCGCCGUCGACAAGGAAUUGGGCCACGCCGGCACCGAGACUACGAGCAGGUGCGCUGGCGAGCGGCUGCAGGUGUCCGUGUUGCUGACGUACGUUCGCAAGUUCGUGGAAGCGAUGGGCUCUGCUGGCUGGCGCUACUGGGCACUGGGGUGGAGCACGUCCGUGACGCACGAUCGGCUCAACGGUCCGCAGCUGGCGGAUAGCGAGCUCAGCAGCUUUCUGCGCUGGCUGAGGGACACGGGUGCACUGCAGUCCACCGUGCUCAUGCUGCUCAGCGACCACGGCAUUCGCGCCGGCGCAUUCCGGCAGACGCGGCAGGGCCAGCUGGAGGAGCGGCUGCCGCUGCUGGCCGUGGCGCUGCCGCCCUGGUUCUCCCAGCGCUACCGGGCCGCCGCGCGCAACCUGCGCCGCAACGCGCGCCGCCUCAGCUCGCCGUUCGACCUGCACCGCACGCUGCUCGACCUCGUGCGGCCCGACCGCGCGCUCCUCGACCACCAGCUGCUGCGCCGCAGAGAGCGAGAGCCGGGCCGCGGCCGCAGCCUGUUCACGGCGCUGCCGGAGUCGCGCACGUGCGCCGAGGCGGGCGUGCACGUGCACUGGUGCGCGUGCAAGCGCGGCACGCGGCCGCUGGCGCCGCAGUCGGGGCUGGCGCGCGCCGCCGCGCAGCGCUUCGUGCACCAGCUGAACGCGCGCCUCGCGCCGCUGCGCGCGGCCCGCGGGGGCAGGGCCGGCGGAGAGCGGCUGUGCGCGCAGCUGCGCCUGCGCCGCGUGCUCUCCGCGCUGCGCAGCCCGCAUGACGUCACCGUCACCCUGGAGACGGCGCCGGGCGGCGCGCGCUUCGAGGCGACGCUCGCGCUCGACGACGCCGGCGGCGACGAUGACGACGACGACGGCGCCCUGGGGGCGGCCACGCUGGAGGCCGUCAGCCGCGUCAACAUGUACGGCAACCAGAGCGCCUGCAUCUCCGACUUCCACCUCAAGCUCUUCUGCUACUGCGUCUCCUAGCGACCUGCCGCCUUGCUUAUUGUCUUGUUUCUUGAAAGUUCCUCCAUGUUACAUCUUAACUGCUAGCUUCGAGCUAAGAAUGUAACGUAUCCACCGCUGAUUACGAAACAAUUUAACUGUAGUGUGAUCUCUCACUACAGAGGUCACAGUCUCGCUCAGUGCUGGGAUGUGCAGUGAAGGCUGUCUGCAUCAGUCACAAAGUAUCUUCUAUCACAGUCCAUACGUGCAACUGCUUGCACAUCAUUUGAGAAUGAAAUAACUCAGCACCCAGUAAUUCCCGUUACAGGAAAAAA